Clonostachys byssicola is the source of this 3057-nucleotide messenger RNA. Lineage: Eukaryota; Fungi; Ascomycota; Sordariomycetes; Hypocreales; Bionectriaceae. The record is from the annotation of a GenBank genome assembly.
AUGAAUGCCAGCGUCAAGAGCGAUGGCUCUGAGCACUCGUUGGCCAACGCUAGCUACAUGUUUGGGCCAAAGAAUGUUGCCCGCUUCUCCACAGUCACAGAGGCUUUCCUCCACUUUGCUUCAAAGCAGCCUACACAAAUUGCUGCUCGCAGCCUCUCGUCUGCACACAUCACAGAAGUCACAUACUCUGAGCUUCUUCAGCGUGCCAAUGAGCUUGCACACAGGCUGAGGAAACUCGGCGUGACUCCAGGAAGCAGAGUUCCUCUCAUUGUGAAGCGAGGAGUCGAGAUGAUCACUGGCAUCCUGGCCAUCCUCCUGUGCGGCGCUCAAUAUGUCCCUCUCGACGGGGGUGUUGUUCCCGACACCACUCUCCGUUAUGUCAUUGAGCAGGCGGGAGGCAGGUCAUGCACCGUCUUGACACUCAAGUCACUGGAGAACCGUCUACAUGGUUUCGAUGUGGCAAACGUACUACCUAUUGAUGCGAGAUCAUAUUCUCCCACCCCAGACCCAGCUCAUCCUUUGAAGGAUUUGGCGGAGCCAGAUCUUGGCUGCUAUGUCAUCUAUACAUCUGGCACCACAGGAACACCUAAGGGGGUUGAUGUUACGCACCGCAAUGUGACCAAUCUGGUCUGCCAGUCCCCUGGUGACCUCGGAAUUGUCCCAGGAACCCGUGUGGGUCAAGUUCUCAACAUCAGUUUCGAUAUGGCUGCCUGGGAGAUGCUUGGUUGCCUCUGCAAUGGCGGGACUCUGAUCCUUCGCGGCUCCAAGUGGCAAAGCGCACUGAGCCAGAUUGAUGUUCUGAUUUGCACACCCAGUAUCCUGGCAAAAUAUGAGCCCAGCGAGUUCCCAAACAUCAAGGUUGCCGCAACAGCUGGCGAGCCUAGCUCUCAAAAGCUGGCCGAUACAUGGGCAUCGGCCGCCACCUACUACAAUUGCUGUGGUCCAACUGAGACUACCAUUGUGAACACUAUGCAUCGCCACCAGCCGGGUCAGCCUCUGACCAUCGGCAAGCCUACCCCAAACAACAUCGUCUACAUUCUGGGAGACGACAAUCGUCCCGUUCCCUUUGGUGCUACCGGCCUCAUGUGGGCUGGAGGCUUGGGCGUUUCCAAGGGUUACGUUUCCAACCCCGAAAAGACAGCCGAGAGAUACUUGGCUGAUCCGUUUGCUGCCGAUGGCUCCAUGAUGUACAACACUGGAGACCUCGGCCGCUGGAACCCUGAUGGCACUAUUGAUAUUGUUGGGCGGCAAGAUGACCAGGUUAAGAUCAAAGGAUUCCGUGUUGAACUUGACGGAGUCACUACCUCUCUGAAUUCAUGCCCAGGUGUCGACCGCGCCGCUGUUAUCCUUGUGGGCGGCGAAAUCCACGCCUUCGUUACUCCCCUGACCUGCGACGAGAAGACACUUCGGGAACAUAUGGGACGCUGCCAGCCCUACUACGCUGUUCCCAGUCACUUCCAUUGUGUCGACGCGCUGCCUCUAACACCCAAUGGCAAGAUUGAUAAGCGAGCUCUCGGAUCAGCGUCAGUGGCGUUCUGUACAAGCGAGAAGCCUCUGUCAGAGCCGGAGAUGCCCAAGGAGGCCUUUGUUCCGGUCAGAGCUUACUCCUCCGAUUAUGACGUCCCCUUCCAACCCACACCAUCAACGACCUCUGCGUCAAGCAGCUCAAGCUCAAGCUCAAGCUCAUUUGAUGAGAAGAUGGUUGAUGAGAAAGUUAUUGACCUGGAGGCCGGUAUCCCCAACAAACUUCAAGGAAAGCGCCAGCGCGGUCUAAAGCAUCGCGUGUUGAUUGUUUAUCGUCAACUUUUCUCAAUCGUCGGAAUCUUCAACAUUGCUGCCGUCAUUGCCCUUUUGCUGACGGGAGCGCCACGAGAGUGGCUUGGGAACAUCACUGCCAUCAACCUUGUCGUCGCGGUCCUCAUCCGUCAAGAUUUUGUCAUCAACGCCCUGUAUACGAUCACCUGUAGCGUUCCCAAGUCCUGGCCCCUCUGGAUCAGGACCAAAUGUGCUCGCAUCUUCCAUCUUGGCGGCGUUCACAGCAGCGCUGCUUUUUGUUCGGCUUUAUGGCUAUUGGCUGGCAACAUCAGUGACAUCGUGUGCAUGUGCACUGGGACAUGCAGGGAAGGUUGGGGCCAGCAGUCAGUUGCAAACAAAACAAUCUCAUGGAUCCUGGCUGCCGGGUUUGCAUUCAUGAUUUGCCUGGCUUAUCCCCCAAUACGGAAGUCCAAGCACAAUCUCUUCGAGCGCAGCCAUCGCUUUACCGGCUGGACUAUGCUGGUACUUUUCUGGGUCCAGACUGUUCUCAAUGCCAAUGAUACCAAACCCGAGGGCAUGUCUCUUGGUGAAGCAGUAGCUAUGUCGCCCCCCAUGUGGCUUUUGGUUGUCGCAACCAUCAGCAUCGCCAUGUCAUGGCUGUGGCUACGAAAGGUCCCCGUUGAUGCCGAGGUAUUCUCCAACCACGCUGUCCGUCUACACUUUGAUUAUACAGUCCCUGUGAAUGGGUCUUUUACCCGCCUGUCCCAUAGCCCUCUACUGGAGUGGCAUUCAUUCGCCACAGUGCCUGCCCCAACAGCAGAGAACGGAAGGCCAGCUGGUUACUCAGUUGUUGUAUCCAACGCUGGUGACUGGACUAAGGAUGUAAUCCAAAACCCCCCAAAACACCUCUGGGUUCGUAGCGUUCCCACUUGUGGCGUGAUGCGGAUUGCAACUUGCUUCAACAAAGUUGUCCUCAUUGCCACAGGCUCUGGUAUUGGCCCGCUUCUCGGACACAUCCAAGAUCCCAGCUGCCCAACUCAGCUGAUCUGGUCAACACCAAAACCAGAGGAAACCUUUGGAAAGGCCCUCUGCGACACCAUCCGCAAGAAGGUCCCCAAUGCUGUGAUCCAUGACACCAGGACACAAGGACGGCCUGACCUUGUCAAGAUGGGAUAUAAUAUGGCAAAGGGUUUCGGCGCAGAAGCCGUCAUUAUCAUUGCCAACGAGAAGAUCACAAAGAAGGUGGUCUAUGGCCUUGAAACUCGUGGAAUCCCCACAUAUGGAGCCAUCUGGGACAGCUAA